UAGACAAGCUAGGAGAAGUUUCCUAGUUCGUGCAUGCUGCUGACUUGCUAAGCAGCAAAUUAACGAAGGCCCAAGUCAACAUGAGUUUUUCCAUGGUGCAUGUCUGUUUCAAAGAUCAGUCUAGAAUCUCUAUCAGUGUUGUGGAAUUGUAAGCAGAAGCUAGGUGGAAUACUUCACGCCACAAAAUGGUGAUGUUUCCAGUGAGUGCCUUUACCUACUUGUUGGCAAUAAACAAGUUAUUCUGUGCAGCAACCUGCAAUUUCUUCUCCUUGCCUUCUGCCUGCCCUCUCUUCUCUCCGAUUGCAGGACUUGGAGAUGGAGCUUGCCAUAUCUGCAGUAACAGGUGAACUGGUGAGCCGAUUCGUCUCCUUCCUCACCGACAGGUACCACUCAAGCCAGGCAUCCUCGCAAGAGAAGCAGUUGGAGAGGCUUCAGCAGCUCCUCCCAAGAGCUCACAUGGUCGUCGAGGAGGCAGAUGGGCGAUACAUCACCAACUCCAGGAUGCUGGCACAGCUCAAGGUGCUUGCAGAUGCCAUGUACCGUGGCUACUGGGCGUUUGACUCAUCCAAGUAUAUGUCGCUUGAGCUUGAGGAGACUUCCAUGGUGGAGGAAGAGCAGCAAGAGGUUAGCUACUCAUCUGCUCUCAAACGCUUUCGCACGAUUGACAGCAGGGCUAGGAAGAACAAGGCCAGGCACCUUCUUGAGGUUCGAGAAGUAUCAGAAAUCUUGGAGAAUGUUCUUGCUAACAUGACGGAGUUUCUUGUGAUUUUGGGUGGGUGUGAACGUGUUAUUCCACGUAGACCAUAUGAUGCAUAUCUUUACAACAUGAACAUCAUGUUCGGACGCCACGCUGAGAAGCAAACCCUCCUCAACUUCAUGUUGCACCAUGACUCUCAUGGCAGUGGAGGUUUGCCCUCUGUUCUUCCGGUCAUCGGCGCUCCUUUAGUCGGGAAGAGAACUCUUGUCGCCCAUGUAUGCAAGGAUGACAGGGUUCGCGCACACUUCUCUUCGAUCUUGCGCUUAAAUGGUGAUGUUUCCUUGUGUGGAAUAGCCGACCAUGGCGGCAGUCUCUUGUCAGGGAAGAAGAUUCUGAUCAUCUUAGAGCUUUACUCCAAUGUCGACGAGAAGGAUUGGGCCAAGUUCUAUUCAUCUGUGGCCAGCAUGGCUAGAGGAAGCAAGGUGAUCAUCUUAAGCCGGCAUAAAAACUCAAAGCUACUAGGAACCGUCAAGCCAAUUAUUCUCAACGCCCUGUCAUACGAGGAGUUCAGCUACUUGUUCAAGACACUCGCAUUCGGAAGCGCUAACCCAGCGGAAAACCUGCGGUUGGCACGGAUAGCAGAUGAAUUCGCCAAGGAGUUGCAUUUGGAAUGGUCUCUCGUCACGGCGAACCUGUUCGCGAAUGUGAUGCGAAGGAAUAUGGACGCCCGUUUCUGGCUAGAAAUGCUGAGCAGGUGUAGAAGAUUAGUCCGGAGGAACAUUUCCAUGUUUGGUGAGCACCCGAGGUUCCUUGUCAAGAGCCGUCAGGUGGAUGUCUCGGAUAUUGUGUUGUGUGAUCAUGCUGCUCCACUGAGCAUUGUAUCUUGUUCUAUUCCUGGCAGCAGCAGAACUGAAUUAGUUGCCGCGAGAAAGGAAUUGCCCAAGGUGGCGCUUGGGGAUUUGUUGGUAGAUCCCGGUGUUAGACCGAAAGGGGAGUUCAAUGUGUUCGUGGAAUCAAGGCUGCCACCUUACACUUCAUUUGUUCACUUCGUUCCAAACCGUUCUGCCCAAGAUACUCCUCAGUUAGGGAUGAAACGUCGAGGGGUGCCUUUGUAAUCUCACAGCCUUUUUUGUUCCACGAGAGACAGAGAGAACUGUAACCUCACUGUCGGAUGUGCCUAAUGCAACAAAUCAGGGCAAAGCCCGUAGUGACAUGACGGUAGAAGAGAGGAUUGAAGCAGCAGACAGGAGGAAGCUUGAGGGUAACGAUUACUUCAAAGAGAAGAAAUUUGAGGAGGCUAUGCAGCAAUAUGAGAUGGCUGUGGCAUACAUGGGAGAUGAUUUCAUGUUUCAAUUGUUUGGAAAGUACAGAGAUAUGGCUUUGGCUGUGAAAAACCCUUGCCAUCUCAACAUGGCGGCAUGCCUGAUCAAACAAAAGAGAUUUGAUGAAGCUAUCGCACAAUGUAGCAUCGUGUUGUCAGAGGAUGAAAUCAACGUCAAAGCACUCUUCAGACGCGGGAAAGCUAGAGCGGAGCUCGGCCAGACUGAAUCGGCAAGGGAGGACUUCCUGAAGGCCAAGAAGCACGCCCCAGAAGACAAGGAGAUCCUGCGGGAGCUCCGUUCGCUUGCCGAACAUGAUAAAGCUAUAUACCAGAAGCAGAAGGAGAUGUACAAAGGCCUCUUCGGGCCGAGGCCCCAACCCAAACCCAAGGCCAGGAAUUUCAUCCUCCUCUUCUGGCAGUGGCUCGUGUCGCUGAUACGCAAUCUCGCUAAGAUAUUCACGCGCAAGAAUGACUAGGAAAAUCUAGCAUGAUCUGCCUAGUAGGGGCCUUGUGUGCAAGACUGCAAGUGCUGUUGGUUGACGGUGACACUGAAGAACCUGACAAUGAUCAUUUAUGGUUCCUCCUCUGUAACUUAUUGCUUGCAUGUUUGACUCGACAGAUUGUAUUUCUAUUUCUGUAGUAUAUAAACUUGGGCAUCAUUGGAGCCGGUAAAAAAAACUUGGGCAUCGUUGGAGCUGGUAAAAAAAAAACUUGGCCAUCGUAUUGCUAGAAAUUUUGGGCUGACAUCUUCUUGUUUUGCUGAAGGCUGGAACUGGCAGUUUCAGAAUGUCUUUCCCCCUGAAAUCUGAAUGGUGAAACUGAUACUGAUACUGAUACUGCCAGAAUCUUGCGUUACGAAGACAAGAUACUCCCUUGUGGUGCCUGGUUGGUGUCCGACGAAAUGGCUGCACGCCGAUGAGGACAGCAGCUUCUGCCGGCCUGGCCAGCCACUCAUUUCACAUGGAUUGGCUCCCACGGUUAGCUGGUAAUCAAGGGCAUUUGGUUGGCCAACUUCGCCUUUUUAAUUCUUAUACCCAUUUUAUUUAUGUAGGCCAUAACAAGCUUCCCUGAAGAGAAACAGACAUGGACUGAACAAGUAUGACCCUUCUUAACUUUGCUAUAGUCGCUGUUCCAUCCCAUAAGUUUUCUAGACAAGCUAGGAGAAGUUUCCCAGUUCGUGCAUACUGCUGACUUGGUAAGCAGCAAAUGAACAAAUACCAAGUCAACGUGGGUUUUUCCAUGGUGCACAUCUGUUUGAAAGAUCAGUCUAGAAUAUCUAUUAGUGUUGUGGAAUUGUAAGCAGAAGCUAGGUGGAAUACAUCGCGCCACAAAAUGGUGAUAAUUUUUUUUUCUUCAGUUUGUGCCUUUAGCCCUUUACCUACCUGUUUGGCAGUAAACAAGUUACUCUGUGAAGCUAGCCAACACAGCAAACUUCAAUUUCUUCUUCUUGCCUCCUGCCUGCCCUCUCUUCAAUUGCAGGACUUGGAGAUGGAUCUUGCCAUAUCUGCAGUAACAGGUGAACUCGUGAGCCGAUUCAUCUCCUUACUAGCCCACAGGUACCACAAAAGCCGGGAAUCCUCAGAAGAGAAGCAGAUAGAGAGGCUUCAGCAGCUGCUCCCAAGAGCUCACAUGGUCGUCGAGGAGGCGGAUGGGCGAUACAUCACCAACUCCGGGAUGCUGGCACAGCUCAAGGUGCUCGCGGACGCCAUGUACCGAGGCUACUGGGCGUUGGGUGCGUCCAAAUAUAUGUCCCUUGAGCUUGAGGAGACUCCCAUGGAGGAGGAGGAGAAGGUUAGCAACUCAUCUGCUCUCAAACGUUUUCGCACAGUUCAUGGCAGGGCUAGAAACAAGAACAAGGCCUGGCACCUACUGGAGCUGCGAGGAGCAUCGGAAAUCUUGGAGAAUGUUCUUGCUAACAUGACAGAGUUUCUUGUGAUUUUGGGUGGGUGCGACCAUGUUAUGCCACGCAGACCAUACGAUGUGUAUCUUUACAACGACAACAUCAUGUUUGGACGCCACGCCGAGAAGCAAAAGCUCCUCAACUUCAUGCUGCUGCAGCAUGACUCUCCCACUAGUGAUGGGGAUUUGCCGGCUGUUCUUCCGAUCAUCGGUGGUCGUUUAGUCGGGAAGAGAACUCUGGUCGCCCAUGUAUGCAAGGAUGACAGGGUUCGUGCACACUUCUCUUCGAUUCUGCGCUUGAAUGGCGAUAUUUCCUUGUCUGGAAUCGCUGACCUUGGCAGCAGUCUCUUGUCAGGGAAGAAGAUUUUGAUAAUCGUUGAGCUUUACUCUGAUGUCAGCAAGGAGAACUGGGCCAAGUUCUAUUCAUCCGUUGCGAGCUUGGGUAGAGGAAGCAAGGUGAUCAUCCUAAGCCGGCAUAGAAACUCAGAGCUACUAGGAACCGUCAAGCCAAUUCUUCUCAGCGCCCUUUCAUACGAGGAGUUCAGCUACCUGUUCAAGACACUCGCAUUCGGCAGCGCGAGCCCAGCGGAACAUCCACGGCUAGCAAAGAUAGCGGACGAGUUCGCGGAGGAGUUGCAUUCCGAAUGGGACCUUAGCAAGACAAACAUGUUCGCGGACGUAUUGCAAAGGAAGCUGGAUUUCCGUUUCUGGUUGGGAAUGUUGAGCAGGCUCAGAAGAGUAGUCCGGAGGAAUGUGUCCUUGUUUGGGGAGCACCCGAGGUUGCUUAUCCGAACACCGCAUCAGUUGGAUUUCUCAGAUGUUGUGUUGUAUCCUGCUGCACCACUUGGCUUGGUAUGUUGCUGUAUUCCUGGCAGCAGCAGAACUGAAUUAGUUGCUGCGAGAAAGGAAUUGCCCAAGGUGGCGCUUGGGGAUUUGCUGGUAGAUCCUGGUGUUAGGCCGAGAGGGGAGUUCAAUGUGUUGACAUGGGAAUCAAGGCUGCCACCUUACACUUCAUUUGUUCAUUUUGUUCCAGAUUGCGCUCCAGAUGUGGCCCAAGAUAGUCCUUGGUUAGGGAGGAAACGUCGAGGAGUACCUUUGUGAGAAUUGUAAUUCUAAUGUAAUACUCCAUUAGUUUGUUAUCAGAUGAUUCAGAUCCAUGCAUUGGUGUUUAAUUCA
Molecule: messenger RNA, 5093 nt
Organism: Brachypodium distachyon (stiff brome)
Lineage: Eukaryota; Viridiplantae; Streptophyta; Magnoliopsida; Poales; Poaceae
Product: peptidyl-prolyl cis-trans isomerase FKBP42
Exons: 3
Coding region: 1910-2494 (194 amino acids)
Molecular function (GO): protein binding
Source: RefSeq, a predicted model, not a curated record